AUGCCAAAUCCUGGGGAUGAGGCUGACAUGGGACAUGGGCAUGAUGCUAAAGAUAUUAAAAAUUUCUGUUGUGCUGUUGGCCUCUCCAAGGGCCCUUUCAUUCAGGGAAAAGUAUUGUUAGCUGAGCCCAAGGAUGCCAGAUUUUCAUUUAGCCAUGAUAUCAACAGUCAUUUGGCCAGCCUCUCCAUUGCUGGAAACACAAUCCCGACUCCCGACCCUGCUGUUGAGGACGGAAAGGCUUUGUGUGGCCCGGAUAACUUGAAUGCAGGUGUGGAAAAUCAGGGCCAGAUGAAGAUGUGCAUCAGCCAAGUGUGUCGGGAGACCGUGUCUCUUUGCUGCAACUCAUUUCUGCAGCAGGCUGGAUUAAAUUUGUUAAUAAGCAUGACAGUUAUUAAUAACAUGCUUGCCAAGUCCGUUUCAGGCUUGAUGCUUCCUUUGAUACCAGAGGGAAGUGAAUGUGCUGAGGGGCAGGUUGUGAAACCCCUGACGGGUUUGUCUGAAAAGCCAGCCUUGUCGGGGGAGUUGCUGAGAGCCCAAGUGCUAUGCCCCUUCCUGCCCCUCUUUGUCAGGAACACAAACAGACAGCUUCUCUCAGAAACCCUGGCCUCUUAAGUGGCCCCUCCAGCAGGGUGGGACUGAUCCACCCCAAAACAAAGCCCAGUCAAUGGGGGAACACACACUUGCGUUCUCAAAGACUCUGCAGCGGGUGCUAUUGAAGACCCAGCGUUAGCUGGCUCAGCACAUCUCUGGGUGAAAGUUGCAUUUGCUGAAUCCGGGACCACACUCUUACUGGUCAGGCAGGGGUUCCCACAGAGCUUUGAGUAACCUCUUGGGUUUUCAGUCUGCAGGCGAUGUGCAUUGUAAAUUGCUCCCUUGCAGCCUUCUCCCUGUGGUAAAGGGUCCUUUCAGCGGCCAGCUGUGGUUCAGGAACAACAUGUUCUAGCCUCAGUGGGGAUGCCUGGCCUGUGGUGGUCUCUGUGUCUAAGCUGGGCCAUGCUGGGGAGACCAGACCCAUAGGGGGCUUGUGCCAAAAGCGUAUCAGUUGCUGCUUAGAUGGGAUCCUUUCCAUUUACUCUCUUUUCUUCGGGAGCCUAUAAAUGAUACCUAUUGAGCAAAAAAAUACACCCCUCUUCUAUGCGCUGUACUGACUUAACCUUGUCCACCAAGUCUGCAUUUUUAUGUACAUUCAAUAAAGCUGUGUGCUUUGACUGGCAAAAUGGA
This is a messenger RNA of Capra hircus (goat), 1221 nucleotides long. Its product is annotated as protein ARMCX6-like. Gene Ontology annotation, cellular component: mitochondrion. Bases 1 to 612 code for a protein of 203 amino acids. The transcript has 2 exons. The record is from RefSeq and is a predicted model, not a curated record. Lineage: Eukaryota; Metazoa; Chordata; Mammalia; Artiodactyla; Bovidae.